Messenger RNA from Zea mays, 1418 nucleotides. RefSeq lists its product as uncharacterized. Lineage: Eukaryota; Viridiplantae; Streptophyta; Magnoliopsida; Poales; Poaceae. Gene Ontology annotation, molecular function: hydrolase activity, hydrolyzing O-glycosyl compounds. Gene Ontology annotation, biological process: carbohydrate metabolic process. The record is from RefSeq and is marked provisional.
GGCGAGGCGAGGCGGAAAUGGGGCUCCGCGUCCGCGCUUCCUCGCUUCUGCUAUCCCUCGCCAUCGAGCUCGCGGCCGUGCUCGUCUCAGUGUCGGCGCAGCAGAAAUUCGGGAUCAACUACGGGCAGAUCGCGAACAAUCUCCCGGACCCGACGCAGGUGGCGACCCUCCUCCGGUCGAUGAACGUGAACAAGGUGAAGCUCUACGACGCGGACCCCCGGGUGCUGACGGCGUUCGCCAACACGGGCGUGGAGUUCAUCAUCGCCGUGGGCAACGAGAACCUGCAGACCAUGGCCGGCAGCCCCGCCGCGGCGCGGCAGUGGGUGGCGGCGAACGUGCGGCCCUACAUCCCGGCCACGCGCAUCACCUGCGUCACCGUGGGCAACGAGGUCUUCUCCGGCAACGACACGGCCACGAUGGCCAGCCUCCUCCCCGCCAUGAAGGCCGUCCACGCGGCGCUCGCGGACCUGGGCCUCGGCGGCCAGGCCACCGUCUCGUCGGCGCACUCCGUGAACGUGCUCGCCGCCAGCUUCCCGCCGUCGUCGGGCGCGUUCCGGGAGGACCUGGCGGAGUACAUGAAGCCCAUCCUGGACUUCCACGCCCAGACGGGGUCGCCGUUCCUCAUCAACGCCUACCCCUUCUUCGCGUACAAGGCGAGCCCGGGCAGCGUGUCGCUGCCGUACGUGCUGUUCGAGCCCAACCCGGGGGUGCGCGACCCCAGCACCGGCCUCAGCUACGACAACAUGCUGUACGCCCAGAUCGACGCCGUGUACGCCGCCAUGAAGGCCAUGGGGCACACGGACGUGGGCGUCCGGAUCUCGGAGACCGGGUGGCCGUCCAGGGGCGACGAGGACGAGACCGGGGCCACGGUGCAGAACGCCGCCGCGUACAACGGCAACCUCAUGCAGAGGGUCGCCAUGAGCCAGGGGACGCCGCUCAAGCCCAACGUGCCCGUCGACGUCUACGUGUUCGCGCUCUUCAACGAGAACAUGAAGCCAGGGCCCACGUCGGAGCGCAACUACGGGCUGUUCUACCCCAACGGCUCGCCGGUGUACGCGCUCAGCGCCGGCUCCGGCGGCGGUUCAGGUCCGGGCGGGUCGCUCAACCCGUACUACACAUCCAUGUUCUCCUCGUCGUCCAGAUCCGCGGUGAGCGCGACCUUCUUGACAGAGAGAGUGAUGCUGUUACUGCUGCUGCAAGCAACUGUAAUACUCCGACACUACUGCUAGUCAGUGAAUACCUUGUAAUCUUGUAUACGAAAAAAAAAAUGCAUCUCAAUUCAACCCAUAGGGUAGGCCUUAGAUUCGGAAAUUUGGCACGACAGUGUGGCUGCUCGAAAAGGUCUCAUCUUUUUUUUUUUCUCUUUUAUUCCCCCGCAGCAAUGACCUUGAAAGUUCUUGAAAAGGUGACCUUUUUUC